Phytomonas sp. Hart1 is the source of this 999-nucleotide messenger RNA. NCBI's taxonomy places the organism in Eukaryota, Euglenozoa, Kinetoplastea, Trypanosomatida, Trypanosomatidae. The record is from the annotation of a GenBank genome assembly.
GAAACUAAAGACUUAAGAUAUGCCUUAUGUUUUUCAUAGAUGCGAUCAAGGCAUGAGAUGUAUUUGUGGCAUGCCAAUAUGCUCAACUUGUGCUCGAUUGUGUACCGCAUGUGAUAACCUAGUAUGCCCAAAUUGCAUUCCACCAAAUAUGCUUCAUUGCAAGCGGUGCUGCCUUGCCUACUUUCAAAAUUACAGGUACCGACUCUGAUUUUCUGUGUUGUAUUGUAUUCAUAGGUAGGUCAAACCUAGCAAGAUUAGCACAUGAAAAUAAAACGAAAAUAAUUUGGCUUCUGUACUAUUUUACCAUUUGAAAGUAGUCACUAGUCAGAUAUCGUUACUAAUUCUCAUUUUGCCUCUUCAAAACAUGCUAGCUUUUUGCUUUUUAGAGACAUAGCGAUUAUCUUCGUUAGACAUACUCAGAUAGUUUUUGACAGAUUCUACUCUCUUUGUAUUGUAGAUUCUUAACAAUUCUAGGUAUUUUGAUCAUUUUGUAUAAUUAAAUCAUAUGUUAGUGAAAAGCGUGUAUAGAUGUGUUUUACCUGUUGUUAGAGCGACUAUCUUACGUCCAACAUGCUGCUUUUCAAUAGCUCAGGUACGCAGACCUUCUGUUUGUAUUGAAAAUUCUCUACCAACUUUUUUAAUCGAUGCAGAUAAACCACCUUUGCUAGAGUGCGGAACUGGCCAACCAGCACAAAGGGGACGAAGGAAACCACUAGUAUGGAAGCGUCGGCAUCCCUGGUUUGAUCGUCAAUGGUCUUUAGAUCUGAAGCGUAUAAAGAAGGGCCCCGAAACACCGCACUUUCCAGAAGGAGUUCCCUUCACUCCCAUACGGGCUUUUCAGUCCUUUUCAGGACGAUCUUGGAAGAUCAACGCGGGAAGGCGCCGUAAGAUUCGUCUGUCGCUUAAAAGAGGUCGUAAGAAACUUUUAUAGUCUUCUGGCUAGUUUGAUGCCACAGUUUGUCGGCCGUCUUUUCCCGUCGUAUUUUGACUUAAACCUUA